Anguilla anguilla (European eel) is the source of this 741-nucleotide messenger RNA. It is a transcript of the gene lyrm2, whose product is annotated as LYR motif containing 2. The coding region runs from base 104 to 370 and encodes 88 amino acids. The transcript has 3 exons. Gene Ontology annotation, cellular component: mitochondrion. Lineage: Eukaryota; Metazoa; Chordata; Actinopteri; Anguilliformes; Anguillidae. The record is from RefSeq and is a predicted model, not a curated record.
CCAGUGAACUCUGUGACACAAGGUUAAAUGAUAGAGCUAGCAGACACGUUAAGUAUUCUGUUGGGUAGGCUAUCUAACGUUAGCUAGCUAAUGCUAUUUUUGGAUGGCCUCCUCAAGGAUACCCCCUGUAACAUUAAGUCUCAAACAGUUUCUGCAGCGGCAGAAAGUGUUGGGACUGUACAGAACCAUGCUGAGGACCAUACGACAAGUGCCACACGAGCAAGAUCGCAAAUACCUGAGGGACUGGGCAAGAGAGGAGUUCAAGAGAAAUAAAGGAGCCACAGAUCAGGAUGCCAUUCGCAUGAUGGUCACACAGGCAAACAUGCACCUUCAGGAUCUACAGAAAUCUCUAGCGCUGGCCAGAAGCUAGCAACACUAACGGAGGGACUGAGAAUCAUCAUCUCUUUUUGGGACUGGGGCCGUGUUGAUGUCAAAAUAACAUUGAAGUUUUGGGACUCAUUGGAUUGGACUUUUCUUGCCCUGCAUCCUAGACAAACUAGCAUAACCCUUUAAGGGGUAAAACUUGUAGUUGAAUGCACUUUAAUUUACAAGCCUUUGUUGUUGCCUGUUCCUUAUGGUAGCAAGCCUAGUUGUGUGCAGGACAUGUUUUAGAAACUACGUAGGAAGUGAGAAAGGAGAUUACAGCAAGUGAAACUGGUUGUUUCAAAAUGCGUAUUUUAUUAAGACAUCAUGGGGUUAUCUGUUUGUGGUUUUACACAAUAAAUUAUACUUAAUUUACAA